AAGAUCAACGGAAUGUGUUAAAUGUCCAUUCUAUGCACCCACCAAUCCCUUAGAAUCAGAGUCCGUUCUAUUGCAAGAAUGCCUCGCCUACGUGAAUGGCACAAUUGUUUACCGCGAUGAUAAUGAAUAUUAUGAAAGUAUUAAAGAUUGCAAUUGUAGAACUAUUUAUUAUCCAAUUGCGGUUGUUUAUGUAACGGAUGUUUCAGACAUUCAGGAAGUAGUAAAUUGCGGAAAUAAGUUGGGAAUUUCAGUGGUAGCACGUUCAGGAGGACACUCUUUUGAGGACUAUAGCUUGGGUGGGAAGGACGGAGCGUUGGUGGUGGACUUAAAGAAUUUGAAUCAGAUUUCUAUAGACCCCAUCGCACACACGGCUGUCAUAGGUACGGGAAACAGGAUUGGACCAAUUUAUAAUGCCUUGAACGAGGCAGGGUUUCUGAUGGCUGCUGGCAGUUGUCCUAGUGUUGGUAUCGGAGGUCAGUCUACUGGUGGUGGCUUCGGAUUCAUCGGACCAAAAUAUGGGAUGGCCUCAGACAAUAUUUUAGCCGCGGAAAUGGUAUUGGCCAAUGGAACCUUACUCUCACCUAUAAAUAAUUCCAGCUAUCCUGACCUCUAUUUCGCAAUAAGAGGUGCCGGUAAUGCAGGAUUCGGCAUAAUCACCUCACUGACGUUUCAGCUAUACCUUAUUCCUCCCAAAAUCACCUAUUUCGACUUAUCUUACAAUAUCAGCCAACGUCAAUCGAUAUUCGCUUCCUACAACAAGUGGGGACCUUUACUUGCCGAAAACUAUUCCUUGUACAUGACAUUCAUGCCUAACAAUCCACUAAAUCCGUGUGCCGACGCUGAUCAGGAAUACAAAUUAUUUGGAUUCGGUACAUUCCUGGGCGACGAAGUAGAUGCACGUAAAGGACUUAGUAAUUUCCUUACACACGCACCACCCGCUGUAGAACCUACGUUCAAUGAGUCAACGUGGUGGGGUACCCUCUCUUAUUUUGCGGGAGCCGGAAACGAUAGCGCCAUCAUUUAUCCUAGCUUCGAUCCAGAACCGUUUAAAGUAAAAUCAUUCUUCAUUGACCCACCUGGCCUUUCUGCUGAAGGAUUGGAGGCACUCUAUCAAUUUGUAAACUCGGUAAAAUGCAAAAUUCUCGUGAUGUUUGAGUUGUACGGUGGUGGUGUAAUAAAUAACAUCAAACCAGAUUUGACCGCGUUCAUGCAUAGGCAUUCACUGUAUAUGUUGCAGUUGGAGAUGAAAUUGAAAGGAAUUACAGAUCAAGCGGUGGUCGAUGAGUGCUUAACAGAUCUGAGAGUGUUUGCCGAAGAAUUCCAGGAUAAGCAUACAUCAUAUUAUAGUUAUCAAAAUUACAUGGAUCGUGAGUUGGUGGAUUGGGAGCAUCGAUAUUACGGCAUGCAUUUCGAAAAGUUGGUACAGAUCAAGGCCAAGUAUGAUCCGUAUGAUUUAUUUAAUUGGCCGCAGAGUAUUCCUACUAGUUACGGUUAG
Messenger RNA from Acaulospora morrowiae, 1495 nucleotides. The record is from the annotation of a GenBank genome assembly. Lineage: Eukaryota; Fungi; Glomeromycota; Glomeromycetes; Diversisporales; Acaulosporaceae.